Molecule: messenger RNA, 548 nt
Organism: Penaeus chinensis
Lineage: Eukaryota; Metazoa; Arthropoda; Malacostraca; Decapoda; Penaeidae
Exons: 3
Coding region: 186-548 (120 amino acids)
Source: RefSeq, a predicted model, not a curated record
CUUAGUGGAGGAGGGACUAUGAUAAAUCUUGGCUUCGUUGCCCUUUGACUUAAAAACACUCAAUUAUAGACUUUUUCGUGGGUUGUGAGUGUCACGUUUGGAAUUACUGAUUGUCUAAUUGUAUGGAAAGUAUCUGGAUCGAGUGACAUUUAAAUGCAGUGAGUGACUGGUCGGCGGCCACAGCGAUGGUGGGUGACAGGCGGCAUCCCCUGCUGGCACAGAUGCCCGCCCCGCCCACCCACGCCCAGCGACCGGGCAUGGUUGGGGUUCCGGGCGUGGGCGUCAAGCUCAUGCAGGAACCCGGCUUUGCCGCCCACGACUCCCACCUGUACGCCCACCGGGAUCUCCAGCAGGCGUCAGGAGGCGCGAGGUACCGGGAGGAUCACUCGGCCGCCUCGUCCUCCGCCUCGGCGCAAGGCCUCAGGUACUUCCACAUGGCCGCUGCAGGAGGCGCCGUCGGGGAGGACGAGGGCGGCCGGCGACAGAGGGCGCUGUCCCCGGGGUCGCAGCACUCGGCGGCCGCCACGUUCUUUGCAAGGUGUGAAUAG